AUGACACGAUUUGGAUUCCGCGUGGAAAGGGCUAUCCAAGCGCCACCGCCAACGGGGAAAACCAGAACAGAGAAAGAAAGAUCGCAGCAUGAGGUUGAAAGACGGAAGGGCAGGCGGAGGUUUAGGCUCGAAUCCCGUUCGACCAAGUGGCAAGCGGCACCCAUGACAGAGAUGGAUUCCUUCCUUCCAUGGCCACAGCCAACACCGUCACCAGUUCAAAGUUGUGAACGCAUAGUCCGUGACGGCCCGCUCCGAUUCGACUCUAAUGCUUCUUCGGGGAGCAAGAGGAAGCGCACAACGCCGUUGCCGAAGCCAUCCAUGCCACAAACGACUUCAGUCGGGCCAAAUCAAGCACCUAACCAACGGACCCUUGAAUCCGCAGGGAGCACGAUUUCCUUCGCCGGGAAGUGCCAAGAGGAAAACGAAAGGAGGAGCAAUGGCGAAGGAAAGGCCAAGGAGCGAGCAGUUGGAGAUGAUUCUGGGGCGUCGGGUCGGGAUUUGAGGACGAGGUUAGGUUGGGCUAGAUGCGGGAAAUGGUUGAACGUCGUCCCUGAGCUGUUACGUAUAAUCCUGAAAAUUUUCAAAGAGAGCAGGGCAGAAAGAAAUACAGACCGUCGCACACAUAAACAACGACGGCGACAACGCCACGACCUUCUGCGGCUUGCGUUAUUAAAUAAUUCGAAGAAGAGAAAGAAUACACCCGCCCAUCUAUCGAUUAAGAACCGCGCUGGUCUUCCGUUACGACCUGAGCACGGUCGGCUUCCAAGGAGAGUCUGCGUCCCGUCUUCGGCUGAAGAUGGCACAGUACGCUGCGUCCCCGUGAGCGAUAAACCAAGGCUCACAUCAUCGAGCAAAUUGAUUGUGACUAGGGAACCGCAAACCGGGCUCCUAAUCUAUCUUUAUGACGAAAGGGCAGGCUGCGUUUAUAUGGUCCCAAAAUUGAAACUCAUCCAGGCUCUUGACCGGGUAAUGCCGAAACGUGCUGUAUCUCAAUCAAAAGACGAAUUGUGGGAAUUACAGCGUUUGCUGCGGCGGUGGGGCGGUCAAACUUGUAAUAGUAUUGAGCAAAAUACGAAAUCUUCAGGUUGA
Messenger RNA from Uncinocarpus reesii 1704, 1089 nucleotides. RefSeq lists its product as uncharacterized. Lineage: Eukaryota; Fungi; Ascomycota; Eurotiomycetes; Onygenales; Onygenaceae. The transcript is spliced from 2 exons. Bases 1 to 1089 code for a protein of 362 amino acids. The record is from RefSeq and is a predicted model, not a curated record.